Molecule: messenger RNA, 2066 nt
Organism: Nasonia vitripennis (jewel wasp)
Lineage: Eukaryota; Metazoa; Arthropoda; Insecta; Hymenoptera; Pteromalidae
Gene: Sting
Product: stimulator of interferon genes protein
Exons: 10
Coding region: 412-1506 (364 amino acids)
Biological process (GO): activation of innate immune response; autophagosome assembly; positive regulation of type I interferon production
Cellular component (GO): autophagosome; endoplasmic reticulum membrane
Molecular function (GO): 2',3'-cyclic GMP-AMP binding; cyclic-di-GMP binding
Source: RefSeq, a predicted model, not a curated record
AUAUUAGACAGCAAGUUCGCAGAUUGUGGUGGAUGCAUUGCGCGUGGCCGGCCGUGUUUGCUCACAAAUAUGCACUAUAGCUCCUAUCAGUAUCAAUCAUACGUAUCACGUCACUGUGUAGGAACACAAUUUACACCGAUACACGACAUUUUUGCCGAGAGCACAUCGCAGUUCCUCUUGAUACGGUAUAGAAGAAAGGAUUAUUCAUAGCAUGUAGUAAUAUAGGUUCCGUGCCCGUAUGAAGUCACUUGUUGAUACUUAUGAUAUAUUUUGCGUAUCAGUUUAUAUUCAUAACUUUGCACUGAGACAUUAUUAUUAAAAACUUUUUUCUCGAACCAUUACUGCGUGAGAUUAGAGUAUGUCGAGUUCUUCGUCUUUGAAUAAUUAAAAUUUGCGAAAUAUUUGUUAAACAUGUAUUCUGAAAUCAGAUCUAUAAGUCUGGGAGUCAAUAUUAUUUCCAUGUUCAUAAUUCUAAUAUUAUGUAUUAAUCAAAUGUAUGAAAAGGAUGUAUACAAAGCCAUGAAAGAAACAUGGCACCUUCUUACUUUAUGUUUGAUGUUUCUUAUAGUUUGUGUAGCCAUUUUCAAAAUUCGAUUAUUUUUUGAAGAGCUAUUUUAUAUCAAUUUACACUAUAAUGGAAAUUUCGUAUCUGUGGUGAAAGCAACUCUAAAUUUCAACGUACCCUCUUGGGUUGUAUUUGCAAUUACAAUUGUUGCUUUUGUGAUGCUAGUCAUGCAUUCUAAUUUUAGUAUGAUACAAAUCAUGCAGUUGAAUCCAUUUGCCACGUUAUUAGCUAUUGCUUUCUCAAUUCUUUUAUUUUACACAAUAAACAUUACUGAAUGCCGCGCAACAACAGUUGCUACGAUAUUUUCUACAGGAUUAAAUCCUGGAACUGCAAUGGCAAGCAGUUAUUUUUAUGGUUACUUGAAAAUUAUUCUACCAGCAAGUGGAGGAAUUGAAAGAGCAGGUAUAUUAAACGCUUUAGAGAAAUUUGAAUCGAAAAACAACGUUCCUGUACCAGUUAAAAAACUUUUUAUACUUAUACCAUCAUCAUCAUACAUACCUCCAGAUUUAAAAGAAAUCUCUAAUAAUUGGUUAGAAUAUGUUCAGCCUCUUGAAACCAUUGCCAUAGAUAGAGCAGGUGUAAAAAAUCGUACUUACCAUAACACCAUUUAUAAAUUUCGUUCUAAUGGUCCAAACAAGGCUGGCAAGUCUUAUUAUCUUGCAACUGAGGGAGCAACUCCAUUAAAAACAUUUCUAGAAGUACAGGACAAUUCUCACAGAUAUGCUGCUCUCUACAGGGAAUUUAAUAGGGAAAUUAUCAAAAGUUUUUAUACGACAUUGCAAAACCUUUUAAAUGAUAAUCCAGACUGUAAAGACUACUGUGAAUUAGUUUAUUACGAAGAUACUAAAGGUGGGGAACGUACAAAUCCAGCCCACAUAUUACAAGACAGAAUAGACAAGUAUAUGAGUGAUCAAAUUAUAAAGAUAAAAGAUUUUAAAUAAUUUUUCAAUGACAAAUCACUGCUGUCUUUUUAUAAAACUUUAUAUAAAACGUUAUAUUCAUAUAUUAUUAUAAGGUAGCUAUGAUGGAGAUAGAUGAAUCUCAAGUACUCGUAUUUUUGAUAAUCGUGAAAUUUUUACUCUUGUAUGUACAAAUACUAUACUUUUUAAAAGUAUGCACCAAUAAAUAAAUCAAUGCCAAAGAAGUAAUGUUUUAGUUUUCAAAAUUAAUAUCGAUAAAAGAAAAUGUUUAAAUCAUUGAACUUUAAGUGGGAAAGCUAUUGAAUAGAGAGAACGAGAGAAAAACAAUUAUGAGCGAGAUUAUAUGUUCCUAUGACAUCGAUUAUCCAAUACACGAUUUUAAAACCUUUACGCUCAUUAAAAAUCUCUUACUCUAUUUGUGAUAAAAUACUGGAUAUAUUUAUGUACUAGAAAAUCUUAUCCUUAUCAUAAAAUUAUGCUUGAAUUGGAGAUUAAUUUUGUAACACAUGUACAGUCAAUAGUCAUAGCAUUAAUUCAAACGUUUUUGUAAUUAAAAUGGUUAAUAAAAUGAAUUUACUUAA